GUUGCUUCUUGGUUAAUAUUUCGAAAUGAAAGUUGGCAUCGUGAACGCAGGCAAUAUUGGCUUGCGCCUGGCCUUUCCCUGGGCUCGCCUGGGUUAUCAAGUCAUGCUCAGCAAAGAUACGCAUCCGGAACUGCUUCGAGGGCGCGUCCAAGAAUACGCCUUGCAAAAUGGCAUCGGGGAGGAUGUGGUAGCUCGGUUUAAAUACGGUUCGAUAACGGACGCUGCGAAAUUCGGUGACAUUGUGAUUUUGUCCGCUUAUUUCCCACGGCUGGCUCAUAUCCUGGAAGAGCUCCAAAACGACAGCAUUACGCUUGAAGGGAAGAUCGUGAUUGAUACAAUGAAUCCUCUCAAUGUGGAUGCCAAUUUCAAUCAUUACCAUGACCUCGAGUACAUGGACAGAACUUCGGUUACGGAGGAGGUUCAGAGGGCUUUUCCAAAGGCAGUACUUUUCAAGGCCUUUAAUUCUAUUCCUGCACCACUCUUGGAAGCACAGAAAUGGGCGUCAUCCGGUCGCGUGCCGUCUAUAAUCUUUAUUGGUGGAGUCGAAUCUUCAACUGGUAUCGUUCGAAAGCUGAUCGAGGACGCUGGGUUCAAGCCCCAGUUUGCGGGCUAUGACUUGAAUAAUUCCAGGUUGUUGGAGCGGAUCGGUAUAUUGUUACAUCUGCUAGUGGAGAACGAAUAUGGGGGCAACUUCAAUGUCGUCUUUGAUGUCUUGGAAUGGAAGGCCUGAGGGCUGGUCCUACAGUAUCGUUGGCGUGGAUCAUGUAAACAGGCUGCUUUGGAGCUAUGAUUAUUAACCUUCCGGUCCUCGUGUCUGCUUAGAACGCCUCUUGACUGUCUGGAUCAUUGAGUAGCCAGUAACUAU
Molecule: messenger RNA, 865 nt
Organism: Aspergillus versicolor CBS 583.65
Lineage: Eukaryota; Fungi; Ascomycota; Eurotiomycetes; Eurotiales; Aspergillaceae
Product: NADPH-dependent F420 reductase
Exons: 1
Coding region: 26-730 (234 amino acids)
Source: RefSeq, a predicted model, not a curated record